AGAAAACCUUAGACAAAUGAACGGUUACUAAUAAACCAUACCUCAUAAUUCCGUCUCACUCGGUAGUUUUCUGAAGAAGCUCUCGUCUGUCGUCGCUUCAGGUACAAUGGAAAAUUUAUUAGUAGAAAAAAUGGAUCAAAGGGAGCCACGAUCUCGGAGGCCGCGGACACUCAUCAAUCACAAGCCUUUUGAUAUUUUUGAUGUUCGAUCAAAGUUUGUUUCUUCCGUUAACAUAUCUGCCAAAAAAAUUCAUGACUUAUUGAAGCUCGAUGAGAACCAAAGACUUUCCGGUCAAUUUGAUAUAUUGGAUGUUUCCUUAUCCAACACAGGAAUAAGCAUUUCCUCUCUAGCCAAUUUCUCAUCUGAUAAGAUCAAUGUUCUGGUUCCAACCAAUGAACCUAUAACAUUUGGGGUCAAGCGUAGACUUUUAAGUGAUGGUCUAAGGCUGAUGGCAGUUGGCAAUAAAGUUAAUAAGAUUUAUCUUGCUUAUCAACCAGAGGAGGAAAAGCUGACCUUUGCGGAUGCCCAGGGCCAGAUGUUCCUCGAGACUUUUCCUUGCACCAAAAAAGAAAUAAGCGAGUCACUUGUGCAUCUUAAUUUGAAUAACUCAUCCGGAUGUGGAGAAUAAUAUCUCUGGAGUCUGAAAAGUUUCCUAUUUUCAUACCUUGUUUGCAUGAUGCUGGAUUCAGAAGAAGAGAAAUCAAUGAUUUUGGCAGAGAUUAUUGAUUGGACCGUGACAGAAAUUAUGCAAGCUUAGAUUAGUUUCCUUGGUGGAGUCGGAACAAUAAUUAGUUUUCAGGCUAAUGAAACGCUCACUUAAAUCUCAUCGGUUGUAGUUUUGGAUGCUGUUUUGACUGUAUGACAACGACCGAUUUAGUGGCAUUUAGGAACACUUUCAUUUUUGAUUCUAUGAGUUUCAGAUGGAACCAAGAAAAGGGUUUUCCUGGUUAUCUCUUGGAUUAUGAUAUAUAGUUUGUUGAGUUAGAUCCUUUCGAACAGCAUUGCCUUCAAAUAUUUCUGUUUUUGAAAUCGGUCAUAUCGUAUGGGUUUUACAGUGAUUUGUAGCAGGAUGUCGGCCCUUGUUUCAUAUCUUUACAAAUAGGGAGUGUUUCUUUGAAUCUUUCUGUGUAAUUCUUUAGAUUUUUUGAAUACUGUAAUUGUGAAACUCAAAAGGUACUCUUUGGGUCUUUGUAACUACUGAGUCAUGUAAUUGACUUUUUACUUUCUUGGGGUUUUACUUUCUUGAGCUCUCUGUAACAUCUGAGUACUGUAAUAGUUGAAACUGGAAAGGGUUUUAGCGA
Papaver somniferum (opium poppy) is the source of this 1301-nucleotide messenger RNA. RefSeq lists its product as uncharacterized. Lineage: Eukaryota; Viridiplantae; Streptophyta; Magnoliopsida; Ranunculales; Papaveraceae. The transcript has 5 exons. The coding region runs from base 107 to 628 and encodes 173 amino acids. The record is from RefSeq and is a predicted model, not a curated record.